Molecule: messenger RNA, 381 nt
Organism: Paramecium tetraurelia
Lineage: Eukaryota; Ciliophora; Oligohymenophorea; Peniculida; Parameciidae
Exons: 3
Biological process (GO): cytoplasmic translational elongation
Cellular component (GO): cytosolic large ribosomal subunit; ribosome
Molecular function (GO): structural constituent of ribosome
Source: RefSeq, a predicted model, not a curated record
AUGUAAUACGUUGCUGCAUAUGCUUUGUUGACUUUAGGCGGAAAAGCUAAUCCCAGUGAGGCUGAUGUUAAGGGACUAUUGGCUGAAGUUGGUGUAACAGGAUCAGAUGCUGAAAUUAAGACUUUAGUAGAUUCUCUUAAAGGAAAGACAUUGUAAGAAGUCAUAGCAGAAGGAUUGAAGAAAGUUGGAACACUUUCCUUAGGAGGAGGAUCAUCAAAAGCAGCUCCAGUUGCUUCUUAAGCAUAACCAGCUAAAAAGGCUGAAGAAAAGCCAGUUGAAAAGGCUCCAGAGCCAGAAGAAGACGUCGACAUGGGUGGCUUAUUCGAUUGAUGAAAGAAAAAGUACAUUAUACAUUAUACAUUAAUUGUGUUAUUUUCUUAA